This is a messenger RNA of Camellia sinensis, 1386 nucleotides long. Lineage: Eukaryota; Viridiplantae; Streptophyta; Magnoliopsida; Ericales; Theaceae. The record is from RefSeq and is a predicted model, not a curated record.
AAAAGAGAGGCAAAUAGUUGGAAAUAAAAGCUGACGGAGAACAGAGAGAGAGGAGAGAGAGAAUGAGCGGAGUAGGGAAGACGGUGUGUGUGACGGGAGCGUCCGGGUACAUAGCUUCGUGGCUUGUCAACUUGUUGCUCCAACGUGGUUAUACUGUCAAAGCCUCUGUUCGCGACCCUUCUGAUCCAAAGAAGACACAGCACUUGCUUGCACUUGAGGGAGCCAAAGAGAGACUUCACUUGACUAAAGCAAACCUACUGGAAGAAGGUUGCUUUGACUCUCUGGUUGAUGGGUGUGAAGGUGUUUUCCAUACAGCAUCUCCUUUUUAUCAUGAUGUCAAGGACCCCCAGGUGGAAUUAAUUGAUCCCGCAUUGAAGGGAACACUUAAUGUUCUUGGCUCAUGUGCAAAAAACCCAUCUGUGAAAAGAGUAGUGUUGACAUCUUCUGUAGCUGCCGUUGCUUUCAAUGGUAGGCCUCGAGCUCCUGACGUCGUAGUUGAUGAGAGUUGGUUUUCUGAUCCAGAGUUCUGCAAGCAAAAUAAGCUUUGGUAUGUGCUGUCAAAGACUUUAGCAGAGGAUGCUGCCUGGAAGUUUACAAAAGAAAAGGGUAUUGACAUGGUUACAAUUAACCCAGCAAUGGUUGUCGGUCCUCUCUUGCAGCCAACGCUCAAUACAAGUGCUGCUGCAAUUUUGAACGUAAUAAAUGGUUCACAAACAUUUCCAAAUUCUACAUUUGGAUGGGUUAAUGUUAAAGAUGUUGCCAAUGCACAUAUUCAAGCAUUUGAGAUUCCUUCAGCUAAUGGAAGAUAUUGUUUGGUUGAGAGCGUUGCACACUACUCUGAAGUUGUGAAGAUACUACAAGAGCUGUUUCCUGCUUUUCAACUUCCAGAAAAGUGCGCUGAUGACAAGCCAUUUACGCCGACUUACCAGGUGUCUAAGGAAAGAACAAAAAGCUUAGGUAUUGAGUUCAUUCCCCUCAAGCAGAGCAUCAAGGAAACAGUUGAAAGCUUGAUGGAGAAGAAACUUUUCACUCGGUGAGUUGUGGCAGUCAUAUCAGAUAAAAUAAGGUUUGAGCCACAACAUUGUUUGUGGCAUUCCUCUGUGAGUUGUGGCAGUCAUAUUGGAUAAAAAUAAGUAUGCAUUUUGUCUUCAAAUAUUUACCCAAAUUGUGGAACCUUAUAAUUAGUAUUAACUGCUGCAAUAAAGACCUGUUCUGUCUGGGGCUGUAGGUCCGCUAGGGAUCUCACUCCAAUGGUCCACACUGUUUAUCUAUUAGUUACCGUGUUUCUAUUAGUUCCUUGUGCUUGUGAAUAGAUUAUUCAUAAAAAAAAAAUUAGAUUCAUCUGAUAAUUGUGGUUACAUAUAGACAGUUCAUGUGUUUUUAGAA